AUGGGCAUUCCGCGCACACUGAGCCUGCACGAGUCAGCGCUCUCGCCAGCAGAAUACUCGUCAUAUGUCUCGCUCUUUCAUGACCUCGUAGAACCUCCAGACGCGACCGUCGGUGUUCGCGAGGCAAAGGCGUUUCUCAGAGGCCGACUGAACACAAUCGAUGUCGUCCAAAUCGACAAGAUCCUCCGCUUCUUCUGCCCCGCACUCGCGGCUGGUGACCAGCUUUCAGAAGGCCAAUUCUACGCUGCAAUGCGUCUUAUUUCACACGUAAAUGCUGGUCGCACAGAUAUAGAACCUGCGCUCGUCUUUGUUCAACCUCUGGAAUCUUCGAUUCCUCUCUCGGGUAGCAGCGUUCAAGCCUCUUCACCACCGAGACAAGAUACGUCGACCCCGACGACCAACGCCACUUACAACUCGAACAAUCCUUUUGUUGCUCGGGGUCGUUCUACUACCACGACGAGUAAUCCAGCUGGAACGACAACGACCAGUGGACGUCCCUUUUCCAAUUCCAUCUCCAAUUCUGCUUCUGCACUCUCCUCCGAUGAAGGCUCCGUUCCAGACUUUGCACAUGUACACUCUCGCGCUUCAAGUUCCCCUGCUCCGUCUGUACCAAAUCCGUUCUUUGCCCGAGCCAACUCAAUUCCACAAAGCAUGAUGGUCGCCCCCGCUCUUCCCCCCGCCCCGACACAGGCACCUUCUUCUGUAUCAUCUUCAAAACCUGUAGGAGUUCCCAAUGCUCCUCCAGCGCUGCCACCUAGAAAGCCAACCUUUCUCCCUCCACCCCGCCAUGCCAGUCAGCAACAAGUUCCUCAAGCAUCAGUCCCUCCACCACUUCCCUCCAAGUCUCCUGGUAGCGUAGGCUCCAACUCGACCCUCCCAUACAAGGAGAGAGAGCCGCCACUGAAGCCGCCAAAACCACCGAUGCACAUUACCGCAUCGACGCGUCCCCCGACCCAGGCGACGUCACCCCUCAUCGAGCGAGGCCUUGCAGCGGCCAAGAGUGCGCAGAGAAGUGCAGAGAGAAGCGUCGAAAAGCUUCGUACGUGGGAGAUUAUCAAGUCUAGUAGCUCGCCCAGCUCUGUGCCUAUCUUCGACGGCAGUCGGCCCGAAGAACGGGAGAGGGCGUCCUCUGUGUCGAGUGCAGAGAGAAAUGGGACCGUCCGGAUACAUAGUACUACACGGCAUACGAGGAGCGUCUCCCGAGCUGGUGAGCCUGUAGAAGCCAUGUCCCCUGGCGGAGAUCCAUUCGACACACCGACGCGCGACGACCCUAUCACAUCACCAGUCUCGGACGGUGCUUUCAUUGUGAGCACACCGAAUCCUGCUACCCGCGUCGCCGCUCCAAAUCUCUCCACAAUGGAACGUCAAUCUGUACAGAUUGGAUCGACGACGCCUGGUUCGGAUACUGCCGCUCAACCAUCUUGGAUGCCGGCCGAGGGGUUUGGUAGCGUUCGUCGACGAGCCGCUGCCUACGAGGAAGGGCAGGAUGGUCCCUUUAGAGAUAGCAGCAGUGGCUCUGUACGACUUGCUAAACGGAACUCGAGUUUGGGUCAUGGGCUCGGACAAGCGCCUUCGGACGCAUCCACCACGAGCUCGAUUGCUGGUGGUGCGAGUACCAUGGCAUCACAGGGCAUCGCAUCGUUGCAGCAACAUUUCCACAAUCUCGGUGUCAAGGCACGUCCAGGGCUCGAAAGUGCACGUGCCAAAGUGGAAGGCAAGUUUAUCCACGGAGGAUACAGCAAGUGGGGCGCAGAGUCGCUCAAUUCAUCUCCCGAGAAGCAUGCGGGCGGUGUAGGCACGCUACGACGAAAUUUUGGGACGCGCAAGCCUGGUGCGAGUGAUGAAGGGAGCGACGAGUUUGAGGAUGCAGACGACUUGCUCAGCACCGAUGACGAUGUACAUCGGAAUGGAUGGAAGCCGCUCAAAGGAUGA
This is a messenger RNA of Serendipita indica DSM 11827, 1932 nucleotides long. The record is from the annotation of a GenBank genome assembly. NCBI's taxonomy places the organism in Eukaryota, Fungi, Basidiomycota, Agaricomycetes, Sebacinales, Serendipitaceae.